AUGCCUGCACUAAAACUUCCACGUAUCCAGCACUCCUGCAGCAUCCGGCUCCUCCUGCGGUAUCCAGCACUCCUGCAGCAUCCGGCUCACUCCUGCAGCAUCCGGCUCACUCCUGCAGUAUCCAGCACUCCUGCAGCAUCCGGCUCACUCCUGCAGCAUCCGGCUCACUCCUGCAGCAUCCAGCACCUCCACCAUCCUCCUGUCUCCUCAUUUCUUCUUUUUAUUUUUCUAAACAAGACAACUUGUAGUACAGACUCGUUCGUCUUUUAUCUAUUUAUUUACAGUUUCCGAAAACAAACAGUGGAGGAGAAGCAGAGCCAAUGUAAAACUAGGAUUUUCUCCAAAUACCAUAUCUGUAACCAAUGUCAAAAAAACUUUCAUUCGCGAUCUAUCUAUCUAUCUAUCUAUCUAUCUAUCUAUCUAUCUAUCUGCACGUGCAUAUAUACUAGAAUACAGUCAAACGUAACAAAGAGAAAUCAGUAG
Messenger RNA from Acanthosepion pharaonis, 483 nucleotides. NCBI's taxonomy places the organism in Eukaryota, Metazoa, Mollusca, Cephalopoda, Sepiida, Sepiidae. The record is from the annotation of a GenBank genome assembly.